Molecule: messenger RNA, 2126 nt
Organism: Aspergillus nidulans FGSC A4
Lineage: Eukaryota; Fungi; Ascomycota; Eurotiomycetes; Eurotiales; Aspergillaceae
Product: acetolactate synthase catalytic subunit
Exons: 5
Coding region: 63-2126 (687 amino acids)
Biological process (GO): branched-chain amino acid biosynthetic process; L-valine biosynthetic process
Molecular function (GO): flavin adenine dinucleotide binding; catalytic activity; acetolactate synthase activity
Source: RefSeq, a predicted model, not a curated record
AAUUUUUCUUUGAGCUUCACAUUUUUUACCUCUCACUUGGCCUGGUAGUCAUCCUAGCAACGAUGAUGCCUUUAAGACCAUCAAAAAGCGCCCUGCGCACUCUGCAUUAUCAGAGGUACAUUGCCUCUGGACGAAGAGCCUUUGCUUCUGCGGUCUCGACGCCCCACCGCUUUUCGACUCAGAAGCGCGACCAGAGCACAGCAACGGCUACUGCUUCAACCUCCCGCCCUAGACCCAGCCCUGCCUUCAACCAAGAGCCAAGCCGCAAUGAAGUAUCACCUCUCCAGAAUCGACAGCUUCCCGAGCUCGACGACUCAUUCGUCGGACUCAGCGGUGGUGAGAUAUUCCACGAGAUGAUGCUGCGCCUGGGUGUGAAGCACGUUUUUGGCUACCCUGGAGGUGCCAUUCUUCCCGUCUUCGACGCAAUUUACAACUCUAAGCACUUCGACUUCAUCCUGCCUCGACAUGAACAGGGUGCGGGCCACAUGGCAGAAGGUUAUGCUCGUGCUUCUGGGAAGCCUGGUGUUGUCCUUGUCACUUCUGGUCCCGGUGCUACCAAUGUCAUUACUCCCAUGCAGGACGCCUUCUCUGAUGGUACCCCCAUGGUUGUCUUCUGUGGUCAGGUUGUCACUACCUCCAUCGGCACAGACUCCUUCCAGGAAGCCGACGUGGUUGGUAUCUCUAGGGCAUGCACCAAGUGGAACGUUAUGGUCAAGUCCGUCGCCGAACUUCCCCGCCGUAUCCAAGAAGCUUUCGAAAUUGCUACUAGCGGUCGUCCUGGUCCUGUCCUCGUCGAUCUUCCCAAGGAUAUCACCGCAGGUAUCCUCCGUAAACCCAUUCCUAUGCAGAGCACUCUUCCUUCUCGCCCGAGCGCCGCGACUCUGGCGGCCAAGGAAUUGAGUGAGAAGCAGCUUCACAGCACCAUCAAUCGCGUGGCCCGUCUCGUCAACGUCGCCAAGAAACCUGUACUCUACGUUGGUCAGGGUAUCCUCGAAAACCCCGACGGCCCCAAACUCCUGAAGGAGCUGGCCGACAAGGCUUGCAUUCCUGUUACUACAACUUUGCAAGGUCUUGGCGGCUUUGACGAGCUCGACCCCAAAUCCCUGCACAUGCUUGGUAUGCAUGGCUCUGCCUAUGCAAACUUGGCUAUGCAGGAAGCCGAUUUGAUCAUCGCCCUUGGUGCUCGCUUUGAUGAUCGUGUGACUGGUAGCAUCGCUAAAUUUGCUCCCCAGGCUAAGCUCGCUGCUUCGGAAAAUCGUGGUGGUAUUGUUCACUUCGAGAUCAUGCCGAAGAACAUCAACAAGGUUGUGCAAGCAAACGAGGCUGUUGAGGGUGACUGUGCUGAGAACAUUCGACACCUCCUUCCUCUUGUUGAACCUGUCUCCGAAAGACCAGAGUGGUUUGCCCAAAUCAAUGACUGGAAGACCCGGUUCCCGCUCUCUCUCUACGAGAAACAGACUCCUGACGGCCCCAUCAAGCCGCAGGCUUUGAUUGAGAAGCUCAGUGAUCUUACUGCUCACAUGAAAGACCGCACUAUCAUUACCACUGGUGUUGGACAGCACCAAAUGUGGGCCGCCCAGCACUUCCGUUGGCGCCGUCCCCGCUCCAUGAUCACUUCUGGGGGUCUUGGUACUAUGGGCUACGGCCUGCCGGCUGCUAUUGGUGCCAAAGUUGCCCGCCCUGACUGCCUUGUUAUCGAUAUCGAUGGCGAUGCCUCCUUUAACAUGACUCUCACUGAGCUUACCACUGCUGCCCAGUUUAACAUUGGCAUCAAGGUCCUUCUCUUGAAUAACGAGGAGCAGGGCAUGGUGACCCAAUGGCAAAACCUGUUCUACGAGGACCGCUACUCCCACACUCACCAGAAGAACCCUGAUUUCGUGCGUCUUGCUGAGGCUAUGGGUGUUGCUGCCGAGCGCUGCACCAAGCCCUCAGAAGUGGAGUCCAAGCUGAAGUGGCUGAUCGAGAGUGAUGGACCUGCCUUGCUCGAGGUAUUCACCGACCGUAAGGUGCCCGUGUUACCAAUGGUUCCUGGUGGUAGCGGCCUGCACGAGUUCCUCGUUUUCGACGAAGCCAAGGACCGUGAGAGGAGGGCUUUAAUGAAGAAAAGGAACCCUAACGGCGUUUAA